This is a messenger RNA of Dermatophagoides pteronyssinus (European house dust mite), 2058 nucleotides long. RefSeq lists its product as uncharacterized. Lineage: Eukaryota; Metazoa; Arthropoda; Arachnida; Sarcoptiformes; Pyroglyphidae. The record is from RefSeq and is a predicted model, not a curated record.
AUGCUUCCCACGUCUUUCGCGCAGAUCCAGCAAAAAAUCUCUGCGCAGCUGGGCCAGCCAGUCGACCACAUUUUCAGAAAACUGGAGUCUGACUCGAUCGCUGUCGCAUCAAUAGGACAGGUUCACCGAGGUCAAUUGAUUAACGGUCAACCUGUCGUUGUCAAAGUUCAGCACGCUUCUAUUGAGAAAUUGAUCAACCAAGAUAUGCUGAUACUUGAAACUAUACUAAGAGUUUAUGCAAAAAUAGACAAUAGCUUUGAUUUGCAAGCAUUGCUUGCAGAGUGGAAAAAGCAGGCUGAUUUAGAAUUAGAUUUUUUAAAAGAAGCGAAAAAUCAGCAACGAGCUCGCAAUAACAUGAUAACAGCAGAACUGCCUAUCAUAAUUCCACGCGUGUACAUGAGCUUAACUACAAAACAAGUAAUGGUUCAAGAAUACAUUGAAGGCUUCAAAAUAAACGACCUCAUUCAGCAAAAGAACAAUGGAAUAGAUCUCCAGACUGUUUUUGUGAGCUUGCUAGAAGCAUUUUGCCAUCAGGUUUUCAUUAACGGUUUUUACCACGCCGACCCACAUCCUGGCAAUAUUCUAAUUAACGUCGACCCGCUCACACAAGAAGCUAAGCCGGUUUUGCUAGAUUGGGGGCUGGUCAAAAACAUUUCUGACAGCUACCGAUACGGUUAUUGCAAAUUUAUCAUCAGUUGCGCUACAAUUGAUCUUCUCGGCUUGAUUGAUGCCAUGGCACAUCUUGGCUUUGAAUUCAAAGUUAUGGAUCAAGCUUUGCCGGCAAAUCCAGAAAUCUAUCUAGACCUGUUUAAAGCUUUGCUUUCUACGCCUAAUAAUAACAACACUGAUUUGAAACUGAUAACUAAAGAUCAAAAAAAACAGAUGUGGAAGGAUUACAAAAUCCACAUUAUUUCACAGAAUUCUGAAAGUUCUAAAAUAUUUUUGCCCAUCGAAGAACCCUUAUGGAAUUUAAUUGAUUCAAAAGAUAAAAUUCUUACUUUAUUGGAAGAACUUCCAGCGCUUUGGAUGCAUACAAAUGUUGAAACUUCUAAUCCAUCAAAAGCAAUAGCAGCAAGCAGCAUAGUCUUUGGACAUAACGGUGGAAAAUUAAUAUUGUGCCACGGAAGUCCGAUAACUGACGAAGAAAUUAUUAAAAAAAUACCUAAUUCUCAAAUUCCCCUUGAAAACAGUAAUGAUAUUACCAAUAUUCUCAGAUCACGUUCCAAAUUCUGUUUAACAAAACGAGCUAUUCUUCCUCAUCAGCACAUUAGUUUAGAUGUCAUUAUUGCUACUAAUGAGCCAAAUAUUCCCGGAUUUGCCGACAUGGGAGAGUUAGCAAGUGGUACAAAUGGACAGUUAUUUUAUUAUCAGCACUUUAAUCCCCAACUUCAUUACGACCAAAUGAUUAAAGAUUUAAGCACUUAUUUCGCAUCAAUUACCGGUUGGGAAGCUGCUCUACGUGCAAGAAUAAGCACAGGUUGGAUCGUUAAUGCUCAUCAUAGUUUUAAUACAGAAAAUUCAAUAACUAACAAUUCGGUGUCUAGUGUAAGCGGAAAAGUCCAGUCCAACAAUAUGGUCGCUUUAAAAAAUGAAGGUAAAAAGUUGCCGAUCCUAAGUAAUGAAGACGAGGAGCAUUCCGAGCUAAACAUAAGUUCUGGUCUAGCUUCAAAUAAAUCUGAUUGGGACUAUUUUUCAUUUCCACCAACCAAUAAAGUAUCUGUUCCAGAACCAAAACUAACAAAUAGACCUGAAAUUACUCGGCCUUUGGAUAAAGCAGGAAGAAAUUUGGGAUUUGGACAAGGCUUAAUUCACCUGUUUAUGGAGUUAGGCAAUAAAUUUAAAAAUUUAAAUCUUAUUACUGUCCAUGCGAAGCCUUCAGUAAAAUUAGCUACCGAGUUAUAUAAAAAAAACGAUGAACCGCUGAAUCAAAAUGUGAAAAUUAAAAAACAGUACAACGGUGAUUUAUUCAUGCCUGGAUCAGAAGUGUUUAAUGCUAAAGAGACAAGUAUGUUAGUGCAAACUAAAGAUUCACAUAAAAACAGUUUUAUAAGAAACUAA